UGUGUGAAAACAUGCCUGACAAAGGGCGCACUGAAACCAGGAUACUGUUCGUCCGGCACCUCGAUUUCUUCUUUCGCGGGAGCGUGCAAAGAAAAGUGCGAAAUUGAUACAAAUUGCAGCGGAGUGGAUAAAUGCUGCCGUCACAGCUGUGGAUUCACAUGCCAAUCACCGACUGAACUGGAAUCGAUAGAUGCAUAUUGCGAUAUAAUCUACGGGCCUGCUUUGAUACAAACUGAUGUCUUUCUUAUAGUCCUAUGUUCGAAGUCGAUGAGACCUCAGCGGGUGCUGAGAAAUGUGCUAAAGCCGGGAAAGUGGUACCAAUUCAGGGUGGCUGCCGUGAAUGAGAAUGGAACUCGAGGAUUCAGUAACAGUUCUUCACCAUUCACAGUAACAACAAGUCCAAAGCCUCCAAAGUCACCAGAAAAUGUUACAAUCGGCCAACUGACAAGGGAAGAUAGAAGUUUGAAUGCGGAAAUGAGAUGGUCUCCUUCCGUCUCAGAUAUUCCGAUACAAAAGUAUAUUGUUUUUUGGAGUAGAAGGCUCUUUGGAUCCAAAGCUCUGGACUCUGUUCUGGUUCAUCAGCAAGUGAUACCCGGG
Molecule: messenger RNA, 597 nt
Organism: Leptinotarsa decemlineata (Colorado potato beetle)
Lineage: Eukaryota; Metazoa; Arthropoda; Insecta; Coleoptera; Chrysomelidae
Gene: Kal1
Product: anosmin-1 Kallmann syndrome 1
Biological process (GO): neuron differentiation
Cellular component (GO): cell surface; extracellular region
Molecular function (GO): protein binding; peptidase inhibitor activity
Source: RefSeq, a predicted model, not a curated record